This is a messenger RNA of Manduca sexta (tobacco hornworm), 1514 nucleotides long. RefSeq lists its product as uncharacterized. NCBI's taxonomy places the organism in Eukaryota, Metazoa, Arthropoda, Insecta, Lepidoptera, Sphingidae. The coding region runs from base 278 to 1438 and encodes 386 amino acids. The transcript is spliced from 7 exons. The record is from RefSeq and is a predicted model, not a curated record.
GGGAUAGCCGGCGCGGGCGCACCUGUGUAUUUAAAACGUUUAUAGUGGUUUUAAGUGAACUAAAUUCUUUAACGUGGAUGGUUUAUAAGUAUGUUGGUUUGAAAUAUUGUUACGUUCGGAAGACUGCAAGUGUUUUUCUUGUAUGAGGUCAUUACCAAGGUUUUGCAAACAGUAAAUCACAUUCUCGAAGCAUUGAGAAGAUGUAGAUUUUCAAAAAUGAGGAAGAGAGGCGGAUUUUAAAUAAUUCAAGUUUGCAGUUAGGAUGAUAUUGAGUUAGAUGUUCAAAAUGUCGACGAGUAAUGAACUGAGUGAAGUGGAGUCGCCGAAGCUUCGGAUGAAGCCGGCUGUCAACAGGAUAUUCUGCUGCAGCGUCACGGCUGCCUCGGGGUUCAUAGCGGCAUAUGCUUUGGUGGCGUACGCAAUAGCUCUGAUAUACGAGAUAGUGUGGGUGGUGGAGUCGCAGAGCGGGCUGCCGAUACCUUCCAUACUGCUCAUGGUGUGCUACUUCAUAGUCAUAGCAGCCACGGUCACGCUCGUGCAUGGACUUAUAUCUAAAAAUAACAAGUUCCUUCUGGCUUGGCUGAUAGCGGUGAUCCUCGUUCUAAUACCAGAAUGCGCUCUAGUCUUCUACAUGUCUAUCAGCCAUUGGGGUCUCCAAGGAGUUUAUGGUGGUGCUGAACUGGCAUGCUAUGUGGCGCGACUACCGGCGAUCGUAUGCGGAGUUGUUCUCGUUCAGUCAGCCUACGCACUCAGGGAGGCCAGGAAGUCCGGGUAUGGCGGCCCGGGCGCGGUAAGCGGCAGCGAGUUCGACGCGAGCCACUACGUGCCUGACGCGCCCAGCGCGUUCACCAACGACGGCUUCCUAGCAGAUAAUGGUAAAUCUGGCUCAAUGCCAGAUUUGCGCCGUCACCUGGCUACUCGACAGUCCAUGAACCUGGGCUACCCACCGCACAUGCUGCCGCAGCCGCCGCCAGCUUACUGGCAACACCUCGCAGACAGACAGUACGCCGCCAGCCUCCGAGGAUACCCUAAAUCCUUCCCCGCACCACAAAUGUACGGGACAUGGGUCGGCCCAAGAUCCGGGCCUUAUGACAACCCCUACAAACGCAGACAUUCGAUAGUAGGGGCGUUCUCUACAGACGAAUACCCAGCAAAGAACUACGAUUACGAAGACAGAAUGGAUUGUAAAAGCGAAAUGGCUUACCCCUACUACAGACCGUAUCCUUACGAUCCCAGAAUGUAUCCGCCUGAUUACGAUCCGAGGUUUUAUCCGGAUUAUAAACGAGAAGAGGCGGCGUAUGGUGUCAAUUUGCUGAGACACGAGCCGUACCACUUCAGCGGGUCGAGAGAAAGAGUGUUUUACAGCCUCAGAAACAGUCACAAUUCAGUUGGUAACGAAUCUGAUGAUUUAACAAAAUAUAAGGACGUAGCGUUGUAAAUAACUUAGUGAAUUGAAAAUGAAAUCAAUUUGUAUGUUCUCAGUAAUUAUUAACUAAGAUGUAGUUGAAUGAAAA